ACAACAGAACAACUCUUCCCAAUGCAGAAUCAACCGCCAGUUCCUGCCGGCCGGUCAGGACACUCGAAGCUUCUCCGAUGCAUUGCUGUAGUCUUGCUAACCCUAAUCGUCUUGGUGGGCCUAGCCGUGCUCAUCAUAUGGCUAUCUGUCCGGCCGAGACGACUUGUUUACACCGUCGAAGAUGGCUCGAUCCGUAAUUUCAACCUGAACAACAACCACCUCAACGCCUCCUUCGAUUUUGUAAUAAGGUCGUACAAUCCCAACUCUAAAGUCUCUGUAUUCUACGACUCAAUCGAAGUGUCAACGUUGUACGAGGAUAAAACGGUGGCGUACAAAGUUGUCGAUCCUUUCUUUCAAUCCCAUCGAAAUGUGACUCGUUUGGAGCUGAAGCUCGCAGCUCAAUAUGUGGCACUGGUGGGGUCGACCGCCCGGGAUCUGCGGCUGGAGAAGUCGACGGGGGACAUUGAGUUGACCGUUUUGCUCAAGGCAAAGAUACGGUUUAAGUUAGGGACGUGGAAGUCUAAACAUCGUACUUUGAGGGUUUGGUGUUCUCCUGUGUUGGUGCAUCUCAGUGGCUACAAGAAGUUUGAGAGAACAUACUGUGACCCAGAACUUUGACCAGCAUAUAUAUAUUGGCGGUUACUGUGAUUUUAACUUUUCUCUCUUCGUUUCGGAAUUUGUUUUUCCAAGAAUAUUGCCAUGUACUCAAACCCCUGAUU
This is a messenger RNA of Corylus avellana, 719 nucleotides long. RefSeq lists its product as uncharacterized. Gene Ontology annotation, biological process: defense response to other organism. Gene Ontology annotation, cellular component: plasma membrane. The record is from RefSeq and is a predicted model, not a curated record. NCBI's taxonomy places the organism in Eukaryota, Viridiplantae, Streptophyta, Magnoliopsida, Fagales, Betulaceae.